AAUCCCUCUUCCCUCCCACUUCUUCAGUCUCGGCUUCAAGUCCCUAAUUUCCUCUCACGGAAAGAGAGGUCCUUUUUUUUCUCACCCGUUGUCUCGAGUUCUUUUAUUGACGCCAUGUCGGGCCGCGGCAAGGGAGGCAAGGGGCUGGGUAAGGGCGGGGCGAAGCGCCACCGCAAGGUCCUCCGCGACAACAUCCAGGGCAUCACCAAGCCGGCGAUCCGCCGCCUCGCCCGCCGCGGCGGCGUGAAGCGGAUCAGUGGCCUCAUCUACGAGGAGACCCGGGGAGUCCUCAAGAUCUUUCUCGAGAACGUCAUCCGCGACGCCGUCACCUACACUGAGCACGCCCGCCGGAAGACCGUCACGGCCAUGGAUGUUGUCUACGCCCUCAAGCGCCAGGGCCGUACCCUCUAUGGCUUCGGUGGCUGAAUUCCUGUUGGGAUGCUCUUGGAAUUGCGUGAAAUGAGGGUAUGUGCGAGGGUUAGGGUUUCUUGUCGGGUUUGGCUUUGUUGUGGUUGUAAAUCUUCCUGGGUCUGUUAUGGGAUAGAAAAGGUGUAAACUUCUUCGAUUAUGAAAUGAAAAUUUGAAGCUUUGCUUGAAGAA
Messenger RNA from Phoenix dactylifera (date palm), 600 nucleotides. RefSeq names its product histone H4. The record is from RefSeq and is a predicted model, not a curated record. Gene Ontology annotation, molecular function: structural constituent of chromatin; protein heterodimerization activity; DNA binding. Gene Ontology annotation, cellular component: nucleosome. Lineage: Eukaryota; Viridiplantae; Streptophyta; Magnoliopsida; Arecales; Arecaceae.